AUGAAACUCACUCCCCCCCACCCAGGCCACACCCUCGGCGUCGUCUCCCUCGCGGUCGCGUCCAACGGCCUCGUCGCGUCCUCCGCGCUCGACUCCUUCGUCCGCGUGUGGGAUCUCAAGACGCACGAGACGCGAUGCGUGAUCGAGUGCCCAGCGGCUGAAAAUUGGGCCGUCGCGUUCGAGGCGCGUUCAUGUUUACACUGGUUCCCAUACGACCCCGUCGGCGUGGUGAACGCCGUUCCUUAA
This is a messenger RNA of Micromonas pusilla CCMP1545, 246 nucleotides long. RefSeq lists its product as uncharacterized. NCBI's taxonomy places the organism in Eukaryota, Viridiplantae, Chlorophyta, Mamiellophyceae, Mamiellales, Mamiellaceae. The transcript has a single exon. Gene Ontology annotation, molecular function: protein binding. Bases 1 to 246 code for a protein of 81 amino acids. The record is from RefSeq and is a predicted model, not a curated record.